Racocetra fulgida is the source of this 124-nucleotide messenger RNA. Lineage: Eukaryota; Fungi; Glomeromycota; Glomeromycetes; Diversisporales; Gigasporaceae. The record is from the annotation of a GenBank genome assembly.
GGGGGUAAGAGAAAAACAAUCUAUUGGGACCUUUUUGAUAUACCUGUUACUAUAGGCAUUGGAAAUAAUACUUUAACAAUUUCAGAUGAGUUUUCGGUUUUACCAACAGAAAAAGAUAGCAAUG